Messenger RNA from Adineta steineri, 2199 nucleotides. Lineage: Eukaryota; Metazoa; Rotifera; Eurotatoria; Adinetida; Adinetidae. The record is from the annotation of a GenBank genome assembly.
AUGGGUGCUCGAAAAUCGAAAGAAGAUUUUGAAUCUGUCUCCAGUGCAGCUGCAUCUAAUACAACUGUUACAACAACAGUGCCAUCAACACGUCAGCGUAUAGCUCAAAAUUAUUUGUUGGUUUGGAUCGAUGCAAGUAUCGAUGAAACCAAAAAGAAUUGUCAAAAUAUGUUGACACAACUCCGGGCUGUGAUCAACGAUGUGACUAUAUGCACUCAAUCAGACCAAUGUAUACAGUUUCUCGACAAGUUCAAGGAUGAAAAAGCUUUCGUCAUUACAUCGGGAUCCUUAGGUGAACAUUUGGUUCCUGAAAUCCAUGACAUGCCAGAAUUAUAUGCUAUUUACAUAUUUUGUAACAACACAUCUUCUCAUCAACUAUGGACUAAGGAUUGGAAUAAAAUUAAGGGUGUUUAUAAUAAUAUCAAGGACAUUUGCGAAGCAUUAAAGACAAGUGUCAAACAAGUCAAUCAGAAUUCAAUUCCUAUUAGCUUUGUUACGACGAAUGAAACGGUGUCCAGUGAAAAUCUAAAUCAAUUGGAACCAACUUAUAUGUACACGCAAAUAUUCAAGGAGAUUCUCUUUGAAAUGGAACAUGAUUACAAUCAAGCCAUCAAGACGUUAACGGUUUAUUGUUGCCAGUUUUAUCAGGGCAAUAUAGCUCAAUUAAAUAUUAUUAAUGAAUUUAAACUUAAUUAUCGCCGAGAACAAGCAAUCUGGUGGUAUACACGUGAGUGUUUUACCUAUCAAAUGCUCAAUCGAGUACUUCGAACAUUAGAGACUGAUACAAUUAUUAAUAUGGGAUUUUUUAUACGUGAUCUUCAUCAACAACUUCAGCAACUACAUGAACAGCAACUUCCAAGUUAUGGUGGUGAGCCUUUUACAGUUUAUCGAGGACAAGGUUUGCUAAAAACAGAUUUCGAUAAACUCAAGAAAACAGAGGGUGGUCUCAUAUCUUUCAAUAACUUUUUAUCUACCAGUACGAAACGAGAUGUUUCUUACCAAUUCGCCAAGGGUGCCUUAGGAAAUACCGACAUGGUGGGAAUACUUUUUAUAAUGACUAUUGAUCCUCGCGUUUCAUCAACACCAUUUGCUUCUAUUAAUGAGAUUAGUUAUUUCAAGGCAGAAGAAGAAGAAAUUCUGUUCUCUAUGCACACCGUAUUCCGAGUAGGUGCAAUAAAACAAAUGGAAAAUAAUGAUCGAUUUUAUCAAGUGGAACUUCAACUAACUGCUGAUGAUGAUGAACAACUUCAGCGACUGACUAAAUGUAUAAGUAAAGAGACUGAAGGUGGUUCAGGAUGGCAACGAUUAGGUGACUUAUUACUCAAAACAGGCCACUUCGAUAAGGCUGACGAAUUAUACAAGACACUACUUGAACAUGCAUCGAGCGAGAGUGAUAAAGCACUUUAUUAUAACAAUUUUGGAUAUGUCAAAUAUCGUCACGGUGAUUAUGAACAGGCUAUUGAGUAUUACAGAACAGCACUUGGAAUCUGGGAAAAAACUCUUUCUGUAAAUCAUCCUAAUUUGGCUGUUUCAUACAGUAACAUUGGUGGUGUGUAUGAUAGCAUGGGAGAGUAUGAAAAAGCACUUUCAUUUUACGAAAAAUCACUUGCAAUUCGAGAAAAAACACUUCCUGCAGAACAUCCUUCGUUGGCUACUUCUUACAACAACCUCGGUAGUAUAUAUAAUAACAUGAAAGAAUAUUUGAAAGCACUUUCAUUUUAUGAAAAAGCACUUGAAAUCUUUGAAAAAACUCUUCCUGAAAAUCAUCCUUCGUUGGCUAUUUCUUAUGACAACGUCGGGGAGGUAUAUAGACAAAUUGGAAAGUACGAAAAAGCUCUUUCAUUUUACGAAACAGCACUUGAAAUCUUUAGAAAAACUCUUCCUAUAAAUCAUCCUUCGUUGGCUAUUACUUAUAACAAUAUUGCGUUGAUGUAUGAUAACAUGGGAGAGUACUCAAAAGCACUUUCAUUUUAUGAAAAAGCACUUGGAAUAUGGAGAAAAACUCUUCAUGAAAAUCAUCCUUUGUUGGCUACUUCCUAUAACAACCUCGGCAUUCUGUAUCAUAACAUGAAAGAAUAUUCGGAAGCACUCUCAUAUUUUGAACGUGCUUUCAACAUACGGAAAGUUUCAUUACCACCAAAUCAUCCUGAUCUUAACAAUGUAAAACAAUCGAUUGAAAUUGUAAAAAAAGAAUUAUAA